UUUGAUAUUUUUGCUUCGCCUUUUCGGUGUUUAGUCUAUUUGAAGUUUUCUUGUUUCUCAUAGUUUAAUAAACACUAUAAAUUGGAUUGCCUCCUGUUAUUGUAAAAAAAGAAAACAAUUCGUGUUGAGUAAACAUUCAUAAUUGUUUUUAAUUGCCAAAAAGUCCUUGCAUUUUAAAUAAAAAGAAAAACAUUGGAAUACUUGUUAAACCCCUAUGAAGUAUGGAAGAAAUUAAUUUGUCCGAGGAGAGUGUACAAACGUUGUGUAGACUCUGUUUAAAGACUGACGAUUUUAUUGUGGAUAUAUUUCAUGGAUUGGAUGGAAAAUCUGAUAAAGAGCCAUUGCCCAAACGAAUCUAUGACCUUUACGCAGUAAAAGUUGAAGAAAGUGAUGGGCUGCCAAAAAACAUUUGUCAUCGGUGUUUAUAUCUUACUGAAUCCUUCACUUCCUUUCGAUUAAAUGUAAAGCAAUGCGAAGAACAAUUAAAAGCUUAUUCAGAAUCUAUGAAGGCCAUAGCAAGUGAGGCACAAAAUGACAUGCUGAUUAAACAAGAAACCCUUGAUAACCGUUACGAAGGGUUAAAUGGGUUUCAUGGCUUUGUGCCAGAUAAGAACUGUGAAAUAACCGUUGUCGACCCGAACCAAGAAUGUGAAAGUUCUGAUGAUUGUUUUUCAAUGGAAGAUUCCGACACUGAUUUUCCCAGUCCUGCAAAGAAAACCAUAAACGGAUUAGUUUCAAAACCAGAAACUGCAAAUGAAAUUCCAUCGAAAACUGAAAAUGUGCCGCUGGCAGCCGCUCCACAAAAUUAUAGCGAUAUCGCAAAUGAACCGAAAAACACUUUUCUUUGUCAGUAUUGUGAUAUGGCGUUUACCACUCAAAUGAACUGCGAUGAACAUGAAUCACGUCAUGAUGCAGCAAAUCCAUUCAUAUGUAAUUUCUGCCCAUUCAGAACUGUGAAUAGACAAGUUCUCAUCCAUCACAUAAAAGAGUCUCAUGAUAAUGAACGCCCAUUUGUUUGUACGUUAUGCAACAAAGGUUUUUGUCGUCGGUCGGACCUGAAAAAACAUACAAUUGUUCACACCGGAGUGCGACCAUAUUCUUGUCCAGUCUGCUCUAAAAGCUUUUCUCGCAAUACAAAUCUUACGAAGCACAUGCGAAUCCAUAGUGGCAUUAAACCACACGUAUGUCAAAAGUGUCCCAGAUCAUUCACAACAUAUGCAGACCUCAUUCGUCAUCAGAGGGCUCAUACAGAAAUAAAACCGCAUAAAUGCACGAAAUGCACCGCAUCGUUCACAAGAAAAGAUAAACUACAAAAGCAUUAUAUUUCCCAUUUGCGAAAGGAAUCUGAAUCGGGUCUUUAUGACAAGGAACGUCUUAAGCCACCACAAGAAACCGAUUCAAGCCAAAUAAUAGACAAGAGCCAGAAAAACCCACCCUUGGGUGUUGUAGAUAAUCAACCUCCUAUGAUGCCAAUAAAUAAUUUCGGAAAUAGUUUGUUAGCUGCUCAACUACAAAAACCACAGGCCAAAAUGCAAAUUCGAACAGGAACGAAUCCAUUUGAGGUUAAAACCAACGUAAAAGUACACAUUUGCAACAUAUGUUCGAGAACUUUUACAAGAAAGAGAGAAUUUCAACGCCAUCAAGCCCUUCAUUUGGAUUGCUUGUAUAAAUGCAAGCAAUGCGACAAGAACUUCAAUCGAAGAGAUAAACUUAUACGCCAUGAGAAAAUCUUUCAUGCACCACAGUAUAACUGUAAUCUGUGCAACAUGAGUUACACCAAAUUGGAAGCACUACAGAUGCAUGUAAAAGUUCACGAUUUGCACAACAAUUUUUCAUCGCAAGCUGAAGGCGGUGCUCCACCUCAUUUUAAUAAUUAUCCAAAACCAACUCCAAUGGCUCUAGGUUUCUAUAGUGAAAUAAAACCAGAAGAAUGAACUUCUUUUUUUUAUAUAUAUAUAAUUAUAUAUUAUCGAUAGGCUGUAGAUAAAUAUUUAAUAUUUUAGUAUAAGAAUUUAUUUUAAACACAAUUUAGAUGUGUUGAUAUUUCCAGGAAACUAAUAAAUCAGAAUACAUUUAAAAAUUGUCGCUUUUUUCGUUGUUUUAUUACUAAAAUCUUAUACUUGUAUCACAAAAAGUGUGAUGUUAAAAUUUGUGUAACCUUGCAAUUAAAUACAAAAAAGCCCACGAAAUAGGAAAACAAAAUAUUUAAAUUAAAGUAUCCUACGUGGUUCUUAUGUUAUUCAUAGGUUUCAAAAAAGGUCGGCAAGGCAUUCCGGAAAUGUUUGAACGAAACAUGAACGCUUUUUAUUAUUUUAUUUGUAUAAUCUUAACUAAACGAGCAUUAACAUUACGGAAUUUAACAUUCUUUGUUGUAUUUUUGUUUCGAAUAUUUUUUUAAUUGAAUUUAAAAGUUAUAACAUCUAAAAAAAAUAUCUGUACAUAUGUCGCCCUCGAGCUUGGCAAAGUAGCAAUGUACUU
Messenger RNA from Eupeodes corollae, 2478 nucleotides. RefSeq names its product zinc finger protein 883 (gene prg). Bases 222 to 1934 code for a protein of 570 amino acids. The transcript has 2 exons. Gene Ontology annotation, biological process: regulation of transcription by RNA polymerase II. NCBI's taxonomy places the organism in Eukaryota, Metazoa, Arthropoda, Insecta, Diptera, Syrphidae. Gene Ontology annotation, cellular component: nucleus. Gene Ontology annotation, molecular function: sequence-specific DNA binding; zinc ion binding; DNA-binding transcription factor activity, RNA polymerase II-specific. The record is from RefSeq and is a predicted model, not a curated record.